UUGAUAAUAUAAUUAGUGAAAGUUAUAAAAAUAAUGUUCAAAACUUUGAUGAUAAGGAAAAUAUACUUCCCGGAUCCUUAGCUUUUACAUCCUCACAAUCUUCAAUUAACAAAACCGUCUAUAAAGCGGAAAAUAACGAUGAUAUUAACAGUAAUGACGGUGAUAAUGAAGCUGGUGAAGAGAGUCUUUUUGAGGAGAGUGAUCCUGCGUUGGAUAAAAGUAUACGAAAAUUUGUUAGUGCUUACAAAAAGCGUCGUUUAGUACAAGACACCCAUGUCCGUCCAGCAAUUUCUUCCUUCUUCCAAACCUGUGACUGGAAUGCAAAGCGAACGAAUGGUAAUAGCUAUCAACGUGGAGGUAAAAAAAUUAGAGUCCAAGUUGCUUCAACUGCUAGGCGUAAAGAACUUUCAAGUAAAGGACAAAAAAGAAUGCGAAAAAGAGAUCCAACACAAGAUACUAUUGGGAAUGAAA
Messenger RNA from Dentiscutata heterogama, 471 nucleotides. Lineage: Eukaryota; Fungi; Glomeromycota; Glomeromycetes; Diversisporales; Gigasporaceae. The record is from the annotation of a GenBank genome assembly.